Molecule: messenger RNA, 1914 nt
Organism: Zonotrichia leucophrys gambelii
Lineage: Eukaryota; Metazoa; Chordata; Aves; Passeriformes; Passerellidae
Product: zinc finger protein 420-like
Exons: 6
Biological process (GO): regulation of transcription by RNA polymerase II
Cellular component (GO): nucleus
Molecular function (GO): DNA-binding transcription factor activity, RNA polymerase II-specific; RNA polymerase II transcription regulatory region sequence-specific DNA binding
Source: RefSeq, a predicted model, not a curated record
AUGGAAAAGGAGGCUGUGAGGAACAGGAAGGAUCCCCGGCACACCCAGGCAGAGAAGGAGCUGAGGAUGGAGACCAGGGAGGACAAAUCCCCACAGCAGAACCUCGAGGAAGAGGCCGUUAUGAGUGACUCCAGGGCACAGGAAUCCAACGGGGAGGAAACUCCCCAGAGAUCCCUCAGGAGGAUGGGCUCCAAACCCAGCCCAGUGUGCUCUGAGGAGGAAAGACCCUCCCUUUGCCAGGAAGGUGGACAGAGCUUCAGCCAGGGCUCAGAGCUGGUGGUCCAUGAGCAGCUUAAUGAUGGAGAGAAGCGCUACAAGUGCUUGGAGUGUGGGAAGAGCUUCAGGCAGAACAGCACCCUGAUCAGUCACCAGAUGAUCCACACCGGGGAAUGGCCCUGCGAGUGUGGGGAGUGUGGGAAGGGCUUCAGCUACAGGCCAGAACUCAUCAGGCACCAGCGCAUCCACACUGGGGAGAGGCCCUACGAGUGUCUCCAGUGUCAGAAGAGGUUUCUGACCAGCUCCAGUCUCCUCCAGCACCAGCAGAUUCACACAGAGCAGAGGCCCUUCCGCUGCCCUGAGUGUGGGAAGGGCUUCAAGCAAAAGUGCACCCUCAUCACCCACCAAUGCAUCCACACCAGGGAGAGGCCCUAUGAAUGUCCCCAGUGUGGGAAGAGCUUCACCAGCAGCUCUAACAUGACAAAACACCAACGGCUUCAUGAUGGGGAGAAGCACCACAAGUGCUUGGAGUGUGGGAAGUGCUUCAGGCAGAGCAGCACCCUGAUCAGCCACCAGAUGAUCCACACCAGGGAAUGGCCCUACGAGUGUGGGGAGUGUGGGAAGGGCUUCAGCUGCAGCUCCUACCUUUUCAGGCACCAACGCAUCCACACUGGGGAGAGGCCCUACAAGUGUCCCGAGUGCCAGAAGAGCUUCAGCCAGGGCUCAGAGCUGGUGGUCCAUGAGCAGCUUCAUGAUGGGGAGAAUCCUCACAAGUGCUUGGAGUGUGGGAAGAGCUUCAGGCAGAGCAGCAUCCUGAUCCGCCACCAGGUGAUCCACACCAGGGAAUGGCCCUACGAGUGUGGGGAGUGUGGGAAGGGCUUCAGCUACAGGUCAGAAAUCAUCAGGCACCAACGCAUCCACACUGGGGAGAGGCCCUACGAGUGUCCCCAGUGUCAGAAGAGGUUUCGGACCAGCUCCAGUCUCCUCCAGCACCAGCAUAUUCACACCGAGGAGAGGCCUUUCCGCUGCCCUGAGUGUGGGAAGGGCUUCAAGAGCAACUCCAACCUCAUCAGGCACAGGCGCAUCCACAGUGGGGAGAGGCCCUACGAGCGCUUUCGCUGCCCUGAGUGUGGGAAGGACUUCAAGCGAAAGUCCACCCUCCUCACCCACUGGCGCAUCCACACUGGGGAGAGGCCCUACGAGUGUCCCCAGUGUGGGAAGAGCUUCACCCAGAGCUCUCACUUGACCAAGCUGGUGGUCCAUGAGCAGCUUCAUGAUGGGGAGAAGCCCCACAAGUGCUUGGAGUGUGGGAAGAGCUUCAGGCAGAGCAGCACCCUGAUCCGCCACCAACGCAUCCACACCGGGGAAUGGGCCUACGAGUGUGGGGAGUGUGGGAAGGGCUUCAGCUACAGGUCAGAACUCAUCAGGCACCAACGCAUCUACACUGGGGAGAGGCCCCAGUGUCCCUAGUGUCAGAAGAGGUUUCAGACCAGCUCCAGUCUCCUUCAGCACCAGCAGAUUCACACAGAGCAGAGGCCCUUCCGCUGCCCUGAGUGUGGGAAGGGCUUCAAGCGCAACUCCCACCUCAUCAGGCACCAACGCAUCCACACCGGGGAGAGGCCCUAUGAGUGUCCCCAGUGUGGGAAGAGCUUCACCAGCAGCUCUAACAUGACAAAACAUCAAUGGAGGCACCACUAA